Chilo suppressalis (striped riceborer) is the source of this 5622-nucleotide messenger RNA. Lineage: Eukaryota; Metazoa; Arthropoda; Insecta; Lepidoptera; Crambidae. The record is from the annotation of a GenBank genome assembly.
GUGAUCGAUACUGAUGCCAAAAAUGCAAUCAGUAAAAUUUUUGUCUGUCUGUCUGUCCGUCUGUCUGUGUGUAUGUUCCUUAUAGAAACAAAAACUACUCAACGGAUUUUAACGAAACUUGGUACAAUUAUUCUUCAUACUCCUGGGCAGGUAAUAGUAUACUUUUCAUCACGCUACAAUCAAUAGCAGCAGAGUAGUGAAGGGAAAUGUUAGGAAAACGGGAGAAGUUACUCCAUUUUUAAGCUUCCAUCGCGGGUGCAGCCUUAAUGGUUAAAAUUACAUAGGAAUCAUGUAUGACGGAAAUAUUCUACAUAAAAUUGUCUAAAAAAUAUCCCGCAACAGCAUAUGUCUAUCUUUUAUGGUUGACUCACAAUAACACGUGUAAUUAUAUAAAUAAAGUCAUUCUUUAUAGCACAAGCCUGAGAACAAAAACUAUAGUUUACACUACAGCUCUACACCGAAGCGAAGCGAGGGCGGGCUACUAGUUAGAAAUAAACCCACGUAGUCAAUCAACAAGCAAUAACAUUUGACAUUUCGGAGACCUCACGCUACACUAGCGCCUCUAGCGGCGGAUUCGUACGCGAUAGCCCUCAUUGAAUUUUAACAAAAUAAAUACUGUUAUUCCAAUACCCACUAACAAUAUAGCUCAAUCGCUCAUUUGUCAUUCAUUAUCUACAAAAAAAAAUUGAACAGAACAACAUAUAAACAGUUAUUUCCAUUGUUAUCCAUCUCAUAUCCGCUUCUCACCUCAUCAUCAACCACGCCCGUAACCCCCGUAACGAUCGUUAAUAACAACACAUGAUUCGCCUCGUAAGUGCUAGGUAAUUUGCUUGUUUUAUAACCUCGAUUUGUUCUGUUGUUGAUCGGUUGAAGCCAUUACCGGCUCCAGUGACAGGUAAAGGGCUGAAAUGUCAGAAUCGUGCGCUCGCGCAGGGCCGGACGAAAUUGACGCGACUGCGCCUUCCCUCGUGAUUUAUUGUACCCUUUGCAUUAAAAAGGAUUUUUUUUUUAAUACGUUAAACCAUCGUGACUUGACAUUAAUUCCAUCUGACAUGUUAAAUCGAAACAGUAUUUUUAAAACUUCAAACCAAAAUAAUGAAGCUUUGUAGUAUUUUGACUGCUGUUUAAAAAAGGGUAGUCAAAUACCCGUUACGUUUCAAUAAAUGUAACUUAAUACCCUCAUCCAAUAGAUGUUACUGUUGAACCUGUUACAUAAAUGCUCGGGUUCACAUAAUUUUUUUAUUUUAUUUUAUUUUAGGAACAUAGAACAGUUAUACAAUAAAUUUUACAUAAAAUUAUAAUGUAGAUAUUAAUUAGGUAAGUGUCACCACACCAAUGUCCACAAAUUAAUGAUGAAAGGAGAAGUUUAUUAUCUUCUCACUACGGAAUAAUAAACUAAAAAACCGCGAUGAACCGGUACAGAUACAAGUAUGAUACCAAAUUCCAUCAACCCGUUCUAUUUGAUAAUGUUUCUACUGCCAUUUUUUUAAACUUUAAUUUUAAGAACCCAAAUAUGUCUAAUUCUGCAAAGUUUGUGUUAUAAUUAUCUAGUAGUCGACGAAGGGGCGCACGCACUCCAGCAUUCGUUCUACAGGUCCCAGUAUAAAACAGCCGAGGCGCGCGCACCCCUCUGCGGAAUACCGAUCUAGGUACAACAUAACACAAAAAAAAUUGUAAGGUUAUUACAAUCGAACCUGUUAUUACAAAUGCCAUGCACCAUCAUGGCCAUGAGUAGGUAUCCAGACGUUACGACUCCAAGCUCAAAAGUCCGUAAUGAGUCAACAAUUCCGCAUAAGAAAUUCUACAAUGAUGUAACUUGUAAUGUAUCCUACGUAAAAACUUCUUUUGAACCUUUUCAAGUCUGUCCACAAUUGUAUCGUAAAGCGGACACCAAAUUGGAACUGAAUAAUAUAUCGAAUAAAACAUUUUCUUCUCUAUAGCCACAUCCUUUAAAGCCACGAACCAAUAAAUUGUUUGUACUGUAGCGCUAUUUCACUAGCCACAAUACUGAUUAAAUCCACUAUCAGUCUGCGGCCACUCUGGCCUCGGGUACUGUUUCCUCAAUUACCUUCGUAUGAUAUAGAUCGAGAAAGCUCUUAUUUGCACAACGGAAUUAUGCAAUAUCACAGGAAAAUAGUUAGCCACGAUGCAAUCACAAUUCAACAACAGCAUUUUAACUAGCAAUUUCUCAUAUUUGUUAGAUAUACCUAAUACGUUAUUAGGUAACUACGUACGGGUUUCUUAAUCCCUGGAAACCACUACCUCAGUUGAGGGCUGGAGAAGGUCAGACUGCCACGACGAGUUCCGGAACGUGGCCGUUGUAGCUGGGACCAAGAGGCAACACCUAACAAGGGAGUGCCAAUCCGGUGCAUUCACUGGCUCCAACCUCCAACCUACCUCUUUGUAAAACUUAUUUUCUUUUAGUAUAUUGUAAAGAAAUCUUAAUUUGUCAACAGUGAAUAAUGUGUGUAUAAAAUCAUUAUCGAAGCCUGCUUAAAUUACAUUCAAGUUUAAAUAUGCCCGCGUGAAGGAGCUGGGAUGGCAGGACUGAUUCCAAUCCCCACGCAAAAUAGGCACUGGGUGUCGAGUUGCGGAAACAGCCCGCCGUACUACUAAGAAUGCGUGAAGCGCUAGGCUGUAUGCAAUGUAUGUUCUGGAGCGAUUACUAUUACAAGUACCUGCUUACUGUGCUACCGCAGUUAUGUUAUUUACGCAAUUAUUUAUAACAUACCAAACAAAUUCCUGCGAUUAAUGGUUUGUUUUGAAUUAAAUUGGCUUAUUUUUUAUUAACUUCUCAAUCAAAAUAUUAGGGGAUAAUAAUAUUUGAAACAGAUACUGGCUUAUUCCCAAGAAAUUGUUUUUUAACGUAUAAUCCUUAUAAAGGCAGAAAUAUACUAAUGUGUCUAUAGUGUUGUGAUGCCUCACAGAGCUAUAGGGUUCAUGCAGUUAGUACGUAGAGCAACACAGCCGACGCGGCUAGGAGGGGAGUAGCCAUAAUGAUAUAAUAAUACUGAAAUCAUUCUGACGCUUUUUGCAGGGAGAGGAAUAUGUACACAAAUGCAGUCCAACAUACUUCGUAAAAACGAAUUGGUGAUUACGACACUCACACAUAAAAAAUGUCGGCGCUAAAUCGGGCAGAGAUGAAACUAAAGAUUUUUUAUUGACAAAUCUGAUAUUUGUACUGGCUAGUCGAUUGUUUUGUCAAACAAGUCGACGAUUGAAUUUUGUGUUUAAAAGUGGUAAAAUAAAAAUAAUAUGUUAAUAAUUCUACUUAUAUGUGGAAGUUAACACCAUCCUUUUGUAAGUUUAGAUGUGUUCAGAUGUGUUUUACAGCAAAUUACAUAAAUUAUGGAAUUUUCGAUCUCUAAUACUUGCGCGACUUGACUCAGUCUAGUGAAAUAUCCGACACGCAACUAGUUUUGUUUUUGAGCUGGCCCAAGACCGAGGGAAUAUCGACAGAGGGAAAAUCGACGAUGCUGUGAAUUUUGUGAACUACCCUCCUGGCCGCGUUGCUCUGAGUUGGUACUAUAAGUAUAGUACUAUCUAUGAAUUAGUACUCAUAGAGUAACACAAGUGUGUGUCGCGAUGUGUCGACAGCAUUCUCAAUCUAACCGUACUAAAUGUAUGAAACCGAUAGCUCUCUGACGCGUCACAAUACAACACGACAGAUAAAUGCAGUACUGCCACAAGUAUAAAAAUAUUCUUUACUCUUUUUGUUUAAUGAAGAGAGUCAAUUAGAACUUGUGCUCUAUGGAAACGUCAAAUCGCAUUACGUCAGAUGAAAAAACUGUAUCGUUAACUGAGAACACAGAAUUUUAAUAAAAUUGUCAUCAUUAGCGGCAAGUUGGAACGAAAAGUGCUUUGCUAUUAUACAAUACAGAUAUGAAACAAAACAAGAAGUUGCUACUUUGUCGUUACAUAUUCGAAAAAGUUAUGGCAUUCGGCCUCAUAUUUCUAUUGACACCUGGUUACUACAUAUUUCACAUGACCAUCGUACGUCCUUAUCUCAUCAAAAUCUUCAAGAUGGGAACGGCAAUGCAUGUGUUCCACGUGUUCCUAUCAUUGUUCAUUUUUAUCAACGUCUGCGGAAAUAUGUUCUUGGCUUUAUUAACAGAUAACAGAGUGCCCAGAAUGUCACUAUGUCAAAAUGAGAAGUUUGGCCGGUACUGCGUGUGUUGCAAACUGGAGCAGCCUCGCAAAAGUUUCCAUUGCGAAACCUGCGGUGUUUGCAUUCUCCGAAGGGACCACCACUGCUUCUUCUUCUCUCGCUGCAUCGGGCUUAACAACCAGAGGUACUACAUCAUGUAUCUCACCUACAUCUCUAUAGGCUUGAUCUAUUCAACAUACUAUGACUAUUUCUUCGUUUCAUCCAUGUAUGACUCUUACGACUUCAUAAUUGCACUGCUGCGGGUGUUCAAUCCCUUGGUCAGUUUUAUUUCUACUGAGCCAGUUGGAAUUAGAGAUCUCUACGUUUUAUUCUUCGAUUUAAACGUAAUAUUCAUUUUUUGGGCAACGACUGUGCUCUGGUUCCAUGUUAAAAAUAUGAUGAUGGGCAUAACUGCGUACGAGCAUAAGAAGAUAAUAAGAUCGGACAUGACGAAAUGGAAUGAGAACUUAUUGAAUGUGUUCGGUAAGAGAUGGUAUUGGGCGGUUCUGUGGCCAUUUGUGGAAAGUCCGUUGCCUCGAAGUAAUAAUUUCAGUCGUAUAGAUUAAUGUAAGAAGAUACAGCAACGACAGAUUUGUAAUAAAUCGUGUCGACUUCGUUCGUUAUUUUCUAUUUAUAUACAUAUUAUAUAGUAUUUAAAAAUAUCGUUUGAUUCUUUUUAGGUUUUUAAGUUGACACAGACAAUCAGCUGAAAUCAACAAUGAAUUAAUGACACAGAAAGAGAUAUGAGAAAAUCACCAUGACACAGUUAAUAUAAUUAUUUAUACUGUAGUACUUUAAGAGUAUUUAAUGGUUCAAAUCAGUGGUACAAAGUUAUAGAGAAAGUACUUUAUAGACAUGUAACUACAUAUAAAGAUAUUACAAUGACAUUAAUUACAUCAUGAUGAGACAGCUUUCCUUUACAAUAUCAAAAACGUUUAUUCGAAUAAUUAGUUGCCCAAUGACUGUGUCGUAAUCCAAAGAACCGGUACAACCUGCGCCAGGUAUCAAUGCUUCGCGUUAAUUAUUCAAAUUGGAACCUCUUAUUCGGAGUUAACACUUUAUUGAUUAAUAGUUCUUAUUGCGUAACCAUCAUCAAAAUCAAUAAGGUGUACUAACUAACUAUACAGAUCGUUUUUACUUUCAUUAAUCAUUUCUUUGUUUACAACAUCGGAUAUCAUUAGUUUCGCAUGUCGAUCGAGAUAGACAUUUUUUUGAAAACAAAGGGGAAAUUGAUUGUUUAGAAACUGCUCUCGUAGUUGAACAAGCAUGCGCUUUUGUGAGUGAUUAGUUUAAAUAUUUCUUAAUCAGAUUUCAACAAUUUAUUAUUACUAUUAGGAUUUCAUAAUGGCGAGAAGAUUAGCAAUAUCAAGAUUAAAUUUUGUGAAAAUUAUUGUUUUGUUAUUUGCAUUUUUGUACUAAAGUAAAUCUUGCAAUUGCGAUACCCUACACUACAGGGUCCAUAAUGCACUUUUGUC